Colletotrichum destructivum is the source of this 3363-nucleotide messenger RNA. Its product is annotated as Putative oligopeptide transporter, OPT superfamily. Gene Ontology annotation, biological process: transmembrane transport. Gene Ontology annotation, cellular component: plasma membrane. Gene Ontology annotation, molecular function: oligopeptide transmembrane transporter activity. The coding region runs from base 248 to 2647 and encodes 799 amino acids. Lineage: Eukaryota; Fungi; Ascomycota; Sordariomycetes; Glomerellales; Glomerellaceae. The record is from RefSeq and is a predicted model, not a curated record. The transcript is spliced from 4 exons.
CAGCUAGUUGCAAAAAUCGAUUCGGCCUCCCACAAACGGAAAUGCGUUCAAAGUGUGGGCGGCGACAGAAGGACCCAGUACGAGAAGGUAGAUGAUAUAAAAAUGUAACACCCGGCAACACGGGGGGAAGGUUGGGUUCGGAAGCAGACGACCUUGAUCUCCCCCAGGCUUGGCUGACUUGGCUCCCGUGUGGCGUUAUCUUUCCAAGCAUCUUGGCGAUCGGCUGCUCCGACAAGAGAUCUCCACCAUGUCUCCGGCCACGCAGCAACACCAACAACAACAACAGCAGCAGCCAGAGAUCGCCGGGGGACCGAAGGCGGGCGGCCCGGGCAACGGCGAUGCAAUCUCGGUCGACACCCCCAGCAGCGGCACGCCCGAGAAAAGGUCGAGCGAACCGGCGGCUCCGUAUACCGAGGGCGACAUGGAGAAGCCGCCCUUCGUCUUCACCACGCAAGCUAACGGCGAAGAGGAGGCGUUCGACGAGGACGACCCGAGGCUGCGGGACAUUCCAGCCUACGUGCGUCGCAUUGUUUCGCUGCACGACGAUCCGGAACUGCCGUGCCUCACGUUCCGGUACUUCCUCCUCACCAUCGUCUUCGUCAUCCCCGGCGCCUUCUUGUCGAUGAUGAGCCACUUCCGCACGACCUACGCGCCGUACUCCAUCUUCUUCGUGCAGAUCGCGUCCAGCUACGCCGGGGUGUGGCUCGCCAAGAUCCUGCCGGCGUGGGAAGUCAGAGUGCCCCUGACGAGGUUCAGCUUCAACCUCAACCCGGGUCCCUUCAACGUCAAGGAACACGUGCUCGUUACCAUCUCGGCGGCCUCGGGUGCCACGUACAACCUCGGCUACACCCCUGUGGCCAUGGCCGAGCUCUACUUCAACUCUCGCAUCCACCCUGCCGCGGCCAUCUUCUUCAUGUGGGGGAUCGUCUGGACGGGAUACUCGUUCGCGGCGUUGGCGAGACAGUUCCUGAUCUACGACCCCCAAUUCCCCUGGUUCACGGCUCUCUGCCAGACCGCCCUCUUCGAGACGCAGAAGAAGCAGCGCGAGAGCCCGACAGCCUCGUCCCGGAAGCAGACAAAGGUCUUCUUCUGGGCUCUUCUCGGCAUGACCCUGUGGCAGUUUCUUCCGGAAUACGUGUUCCCGAUGCUGGGCUCUCUGGCGUUCCUCUGCUGGGUGGCGCCCAACAACGCCGUGGCAAACUUUGUCGGCGCCGGCUUCGGGGGACUCGGCUUUUUGAAUCUCUCACUCGACUGGUCCAACAUCUCCUCCAGCGGAAGCUUGUUCCUGACUCCGUGGUGGACGCAAGUUGUCAUAUUUUCCGGGUUUGUCUGCAGCGUCUGGGUACUGCUACCGGCUGCGAAGUACGGUCACUUGGGAGAGUGGCACGAGCACCUGAUGUCUAACCGACUGUUCCUCGAGAAUGGGACGUCCUACCCCAUCACCCAACUUCUGACCCCCGAAGUCACAUUCAACGAAACGGCGUACCAGGAGCUCGGCCCUCCCUUCGUCAGCACCCACGUGCUCUGGACCAUGUUCUUCGACUAUGCCGCGUACACGUCUGCCAUUAUCUGGGCCGGCCUCUUUGGAUGGAAGAGUAUCAAGAGCAGCUUCCUCAAGAUGAUGGAGCGUAUGAAGAGCGGGUCCGAGAUCAGCUCACAGUACAACGACCAGCUCAGCAUCCUGCAGCGUUCCUACAAAGAGGUUCCGCUAUGGUGGUUUCUGGCGCUCUUCGCGGCAUCUUUCGUCUCGCUGGUGACCAUUACUGCUACCGGCAACAUGUUCAUUCCCGUGUGGACCUACUUUGUUGCCAUUGCAACGGGUGCAUUUUUGGUUGUACCGCUGGGCUGGCUGUAUGCUCUUAGUAACUUCCAGUUGGCUAUCGGGACGGUCAACGAGCUCCUGUACGGCUUGAUGGUCAACUCGGUCAGCGGCUUCAAGAAUCCCACAGGCGCCUCCGCCUAUGGCGCCAUCGCAGGCAACGCAUGGUAUCGUGCUCAGCUUAACCUUCAGGACAUGAAAAUCGGGCACUACGUCCAUCUCAGCCCAAGGGCUGUGUUCUUCUCGCAGGUGUUCGGAUCCUUCCUUGGGGUGCCCAUCAACUAUGCCGUUGUCAGAUGGGUGCUUGAUACCAAGUUCGACUACCUUACGGGGGCAAAAGAGGACCCUGCGCAUCAGUGGACGGCGCAGUCUCUCACGUCGAACCUUACAAUGGGCGUCCAGUACGUGCUCAUCGGUCCGCGUCGACUCUUUGAGCAGCAUAUCUACAAGGUGCUCCCUUAUGGCUUCCUCGUCGGGGCCUUUGCGCCGGUGCUCAUCUACGGGCUGCACCGCCUGUUCCCACGCGCUAAGUUCCAGCUGUGGAACACGACCAUCUUCUUCUCGUCCAUGUCGAGCUUCUACGGCAACAUCAGCACUGGGUACUUCAGUAGCUUCAUCGGAGGCUUUGUUGUCAUGUUCUGGGCCUAUCGCUACCGCUACGACUUGUGGGCAAGGUGGAACUACAUCUUAGCAGCUGCUUUUGAUGCUGGAUUCAACUUCAACAUGUUGUUGACGUUCCUCUUCUUCGGUGCAGGGAAGAUCGUCACCAUGCCGAACUGGUGGGGUAACGAUGCAGCCAGCUCCGAGAGAUGUUUUGCGCUAGAAUGAUUAUAGAAGCGAAAAGUUGAUGGACGGAGUGAGUGAAUUAAAGUCAUCUCAGGCUGCAUGAUUAGGACAUCAGGGCGACACCGAAGCAGGAAGGGACGGAAGCAACACAUUCAGUGAGUCUUAGUGAGAAACCUCAACUCCCUAGGCGAGCCCCUCGCCCCAGAUCUCAAUUUCGCACUAUAGACGCUGGGCCUCCAGAUAGAUCAAACAGUGGUGGUGACAUCAUAUCCCCUGUCGCUACCCUUGGUUUGUCCUAUGGCUAGUCAUGGUUAUGCAGUCACUUGAUCUCAGGUAACCCUCGAAUGGACUCGGAUCCUCGUAGCAACGAUAAGAGCAUUGACUUCCUCACGGCCGUGAAGCUCCCGUCCAUGAUGGAGGUCUCUCGUAUCCGUGUCUUGUGGAUGAUGAUGAGGCUGUAAGACCUAGAUCAUUGUGGCCGUGACAGGACGCAUCCCCAUGGCCGUGAAGACCCGUUCCGUUCCCUGCUUGACGCAUCUUGUGUCUGUGUCCAGGCUGAUAAAGUUAUCGUCAUGAAGACUCACGCUGACGGCCUUGGCACUGUCAUUGCUGGUUCCAAGCCAGCGGAACCAAUGGUAUAGCUGCCAUGUCUGAAGGAAAAUGGAAAAAGCGCCGGCUUUCUUUUGCGCCGUAAAAGGGAGCCACAGGGUCCACAUGAAAUUUGCGUCUUUGAGAUCCGUGCAUGUUUAAUAGAUAAC